AUGAAGCCCCUACCCCCGGCGGGGAGCCCUCACCGGCGCGAUACGCCGCCGUCGCUGCUCAGCCCAUUCUCCCGCAGCGCGUUCCCCGCCGCCGCCGACGGCGACCAUGACGCCGCCGUCUCCGAGCAGCCCUCGGUCAUGCUGCUCGAGUGGUGGCUGGCAACCGUGGAAGGGGACGAGCAGAAGAUAGCUGUCGCCGGUACAUUCAGAUGGAAGCAAAUACUUCACGAACUCUAUCCUGCACCUAUUGCGAAACGUCAUUCGGUUAAUAUUCUUGAGUCCGAAGAUGGAACCGUACUUCUCAUCAGUGGUUCGCUCAAUGUUUCGCGAUCGCUUGACAAUGGAUAUUCAAAUGCGGUCUGUAAACAUUUCUUUGUUGGAUUUCCACACUGGUGGCAAAGUUGCAACCUGCGUUAUCCCAAGCGGACGAACUCGGACACAGGAUGUCAACCAUCUUCUUCUAACACCAGCAAACAUCCUGACGGUUUAAAAAGUUCCUCACGCAAUGAAUCUGUGUUCCGAAAAUCUUCACAUUUAUCGAAUGGAACACCCAGAUUUGAAGAACAUACUUGUGAUGGUGAUAUUGCAACAAAUGAAAAUGCUGCUGCCUCAAGUGAAGCUGGCAAAGAUCGCAAAAAAACUCCAGUGGCUUGUUUGAAGAAUCAAGGUUCCUGGGGGGAAAAUCAGCACGUACCUUCUAAUAAGAAGAUGAAGUUGACUGAUCUGUGCCUUGGAAAGCAGCCUGUAGGCCAGCCAAAGAAACAAAUAUCUCCACAUAAAAAGUGUCAAAGUGCUACAAAAUCUCCAGGGACCAGGAGCCCAGAUUCAUAUGGAGCGAAUCAAGAACUGAUGGAAGGAAGAAGAGAAGGCCUGAAUGAGCAUCUUCUAGACGCCAUGGGACUCCAGGCGAAGAAAACCAUAACCAACCUAAGUGGCAGGGAGUUCGUAUGA
Molecule: messenger RNA, 951 nt
Organism: Miscanthus lutarioriparius
Lineage: Eukaryota; Viridiplantae; Streptophyta; Magnoliopsida; Poales; Poaceae
Source: the annotation of a GenBank genome assembly